CGCAGCUGCGAGCCCCCGCAAGGGCCCGAGCCGAACGCGCAGGCAGUGACGUCGUGCGCAUGCCCGUGUCGGGGACGGCCAGCUGCCAGUGGGAGCGGAGAGGGAGAAAAGGGAUAAAAGCGGCCGAAAAGCAAAAGCGAAAUGCGGGGUAAAGUGAUGCUUCGUGGCCUUCUGACUUGAAGAGGAGAGUGGGAGUUACCAUUCCUGCCUAGACCUCUUCAAAUCCUAAGGAUAUACCUUUUGACGACCCCCCCCACCCCCACCAACACCAACACCAACACUGGAACCAGCAUUUCUUGUAUUGAAAAGAGGCUGAAAAUGGAGAGGACUUCUGGACCUUGAUGUGGGGUGAGGCAGGUGCAGGUGGGAUGAUGGCGAGCCAAGGAAACGGAUGUGUUUUUUUUACCCUUAUUUUUUUCCUGUAGUAUUUUUCCUUUGUAUCACUAGAGGGUCGAACUCUUUCUGUUUAACUUUUUUGCCAAACUAAACUUUUUUUUUUCUUCUUUUUUUGGCCUUGAGAAUAAAAAAUGCUGAUCUGCCCCCUAAGGCCGGCAUAGUGGGCAACUUUACCUCUGUUCCCUGCUAACACUCCCCCCCCCCCCCCGGGGCUCUGAAUGGUUGCCUUUGAGAUUGCUGCCGUGACCCAGAGGGGUCAGUGAUGGGGAGCACCUCAGGAAGGGGGGGUGGGGGUCUGCGGGGGCUCAGGUGUAUGCCAUGGAAAGUGAGCAGGCGGAAACAGGGUGGAUGUGGUGGUGGGGUGACUGACAGGGAGGUGGACACUGUCUCACAUCACUCCCUGACCCCGCCCCCGGCUCCGUCCAUUUACCAUGAGAAACAGCGGAGGGAGCUGUGCGCUCUGCACGCACUCAAUAACGUCUUCCAGGACGGUGGAGCCUUCAGCAAGGACACUCUGCAAGACAUUUUCCAGAGGCUCUCUCCCAGCACCCUGGUGACCCCCCACAAGAAGAACGUGCUUGGCAAUGGCAACUACGACGUCAAUGUCAUCAUGGCGGCGCUACAGACACGUGGCUUCGAGGCUGUCUGGUGGGACAAGCGCAGGGAUGUGUGCAGCAUUGCCCUGGAGAAUGUGACCGGCUUCAUCCUGAACGUUCCCUCCAACCUACACUGGGGGCCUCUCCGGCUCCCCCUCAAACGCCAGCACUGGAUUGGCGUGCGGGAGGUGGGUGGGGUCUACUACAACCUGGACUCCAAGCUACGCUGCCCCGACCCCAUCGGCUCCCCCGAAGAGCUCAGGAAAUUCUUACGACAUCAGCUGCGAGGGAAGAACUGCGAACUCUUGUUGGUCGUACCCGAGGAGGUCGAAGCUCGCCAGACGUGGAGGACGGACACAAGCUGAGGGUCUCCGUGGCGACCGGUCAGUCAGCGCGUGGACUCGGAGGAGGGGGGUUUGAGGGGCCGGCGGAUGCACGUCAGUCAGACCCCCGCCCAAGACUGUUGGAGAGAAACCCUAUGGAUGAGUUUGUGGGUCCAGCAUCUGAGACAUGGAUCAUAUGAACAUUAUUGGGUCUUUGAAAGCAUAUUGUAUUUAUUUUUAUGAUUUCAUUUUUUUUCCUCCUGCCAUUGUUGGUCUUUUGAAAAUGGGAAUGCAGCAAUGUCUCUUACGACUUCAUGCUGUUUGCAGUUGUGUAGCUUAUCUUCCUCCCACACAUGCGUAUAUCUUUGCUUUUUUUAAAAAAUCUUCAUUUCCUUUCAGCCCCCCCAGCCACAUCUCUUGUGUCCACCCGUGUGUUCAUGUGAGGCCUUCCCCUUGUAUGUAAUCGGCACGUUCGCUGCAGCUCCGGCAUGUCUCCACGGAAACCAGCACGGACGCGGCGUUGCCAGGACGCGGGCUCCAAACUUCUGCAAACUGACAGUGUGUCUGUUUCUUUGAAACGUAUUCCAAUUUAAAAUGUUUUUUUUUUUCUGCUUUUGAGGAUCUGAGGGAAAAAUCAGGUUCCUGAAGGGAAAUGACAACCUGUACCAUUUAAUUUUGACUGAACUUUGCAGUAAAGCAGGGGGUCUCCAACUUCCAUCCUGGGGAGCCCCAGCCCUGCACAUUUUUGGGUUGCCCCUCAUUUAACACACCUGAUUCAACUCCUCUGCUAAUUACCACCCAUUUCUUGAGUUGAAUCAGGUGUGGUGGAACAGGGAACGAACCAAGCUGUGCAGGGCUGGGGUUCUCCGGGAUGGAAGUUGGAGACCUCUGUAGUACAGGGAUAUGCUGCAGUUUUGCUACCCUCACAUUGCGCACCCCUGCCUGGGGUUGAUUUCUAAUGACUAACCAGCACAGCGCUGUUUGUGGGUGGAGCCAGUUAGCAGUUCUGAGGCUGCGAUGGCCACUCUUACCCAGCAUGCCCUGUGGGAUACGCUCAGCCCCCCCACCCCCCAGGUGCUGCACACUCGCCUCUCAGCACAGUCUCAGAGAGGCUGUGAUUGCGUUUGUUGGUAACUGUAAUUUAACACACUUGGUGUGUUUGAUUGUGUGAUCUGGGAAACACUAUAUCAUAACACCCCCCUUUAAUCUGGGGUCUUAUGACAGAAAUUAGGUUAAUGUACUGUGAGACAUGUGUCCAACUGAAGAGACUUUGUAUUUUGCUGGAGAUUGAUUAAUACUAAGCACUUGAUGGCUGGAAAUGUAAUAUUCUACUAUUCAAGUGUAUCAGCAGCACUACAAGAGAAUAUUUGCGGGGGCUGUAAAGCCAGUUCUGUGUUAGUGGCGAGGUAUGACCAGAACCUCCCUUAAUAUGUCCUCUUUCCCAGGGACAGGAUCAGGAACUAAUGUGCAACUAAUAUACAGUGUUUUAUUAGUUUGCACAUCAACACAGGUAACCAUAAGAUUGGACGGGUAUGAUUAAAAUGUGAGUACAGAGUACAGAGGACCAAAAGGAGCAUAACCCUGAGGACUGAUGGAAAACCGGAUCUCUCUGAAAGUUUUGUGGCUCAAAGUGGAUGCUAUUCAGAACGACGAGUGGUUGUGGAGAAUCUGUAUAUAUGAUGUAAAAUUCACAAUCAGGGACAGCCUUAACACCAGUAGAUAUUUAACUGCAUACUUUAUUGGUUGCAUGUAGUGCAUAAAAGUACGUAAGUAGAGAUUUCUUUACCCACGAACCAUGGUGCAUUGAAAUGGGCUGAGCACGUGUUACUUAUGCUUUAUUUCAUUUUUUUAUUUUUGGCUAAGACAAUCCGUCCAGCCCAUUCUCUGAGACUGUCCUCCUCUUCUACUUGGAGUACAAAAGGUGUUUGUUAUUGUUUUCUCCCAAAAAAUAAUAAAAUUUAAUGACUGAAUUGUA
Messenger RNA from Paramormyrops kingsleyae, 3290 nucleotides. RefSeq names its product Josephin domain containing 1 (gene josd1). Gene Ontology annotation, molecular function: cysteine-type deubiquitinase activity. Gene Ontology annotation, biological process: protein deubiquitination. The record is from RefSeq and is a predicted model, not a curated record. Lineage: Eukaryota; Metazoa; Chordata; Actinopteri; Osteoglossiformes; Mormyridae.